Messenger RNA from Phascolarctos cinereus (koala), 2326 nucleotides. Lineage: Eukaryota; Metazoa; Chordata; Mammalia; Diprotodontia; Phascolarctidae. The record is from RefSeq and is a predicted model, not a curated record.
CCGUUCCUUAGCAACGAAUCAGGUCUUGCCCGGUUGCUUGGAGACGACGUAGCGUCUCUCUUCUCUAGCCUCAUUCUUUCUCUCCCCAUCCCGGCUGUUUCUUACAGCGGUCAUGGCCAAGUUCGUUAUUGCGGGUAGUGCAUCUUGCCCAUACUUUGCUAAAGCAGAACUUCUGGCAGAUUUUCUGCAGAAAAAUCUACCGGAUUUCCAGAUAUACAAAAUUACUCAACACCCCGAUGUUUGGAAGCAAUGGCUGAAAGAUCUAUGCAGGAAGAAUCAAUGGAAACAUGAAAGUUCUCCUAUAAUUUGGAGAGAAUUAUUGGACCGUGGAGGAAAGGGUCUUCUUCUGGGAGGAUUUAAUGAAUUCUUGGAGCAUGCCCAGCUUUACUAUGGUGUUACCUCAAAGAUGAUGACUUCUGAGAUGCUGAUUAUUGCUGGCGAGAAUUUGGAGACACAUAUAGAAAUUGAGCAGGAGGACGAAGAGCUUAAAAAGAAGAUCAGUCCACUAAGGGUCUGGAUCACUGGUGCAUCUUGUCCUACAUGCUACAACCUGAUUCCAUUACUGGUCAAUGGAGAAGUGUUCGGUAUGGAGGAAGAAAUUAGCAUCCAUCUCCUAAACAACAGCUUUGAAGAAGGCAGUCUCAGUGCCACUGUGAUGGAAGGCCAAGACCUGGCAGCGCCUCUUCUGCGGGAAAUCUCCGUGUGCACAGUACUAGAAGAGGCCUUUUUUGAGGCUGAGGUUGUCAUCAUACUUAAUGAUGAUAUUGAUAAUGAGUCUGAGUCUCUAGAAAAUAGAAUCAGAGCUAGGCUUCCUCUAUGUCAGUUAUUUGGAUCCCUGAUUGAGAAAAAUGCUCGUCGAACUGUGAAAGUUAUUGUGGCAGCAAAGACCUUUCUAAAUCUCACCACCAGUUUGCUCAUUACAUAUACACCAUCUAUUAACCCACGGAACAUCAUUGCUGUGGCCAUGGUGAUGGAAAAUGAAGCAAAAGCCACGCUGGCCAGAAAACUGAAAACAACAGCAGCCGACAUCAAAGAUGUGAUAAUUUGGGGUAAUAUUACCGGCUCUCAUUAUGUUGACCUGAGGAAAGCAAAAGUUUUCAGAUAUAACAGUGCUAUUUGGGGACCUCCAAGCUAUUCACGUUACCUAUUAAGCUUGAUAUUUGAUAGGAUUAAGGGGAACCAGAAAAAAGAUCACAAAAAUGUUUGGAUUUUUGAUCCAAUUCAUUUUACUCCAUUUGGCCUGGCAGAAGUUCUUUCUGGGAUAUAUUUUUUAAAAAAAUUUAUCCACAGUGAGUGGAUCAGCAAAGAAUUCGUGAACUCCUUCAAUGUGUUGAGUUCGACAAGGCGUUUCCAAAGGGGUAUUUCAACGGCACACAGUGUAGCCACUAUACUGAAGUUCUGGUACCACGAUUCCCCUCCAGGGGAGAUUUUCUCUCUAGGACUAAUGAGUGAAGGUGAAUUCGGCACACCUGAGGGACUGGUGUAUUCCAUGCCAGUACGAUGCAUGAAUGGGGUAUGGUUUCCUUGUACGGAUUUGCCUGAUACUGAAUUAACUGAAGAUGUUAAGAAGGCAAUAAUCCAUGAUCUUGAACAGGAAAAGCUCAUUGCAUUUGGAGAAGUAUUAAUUUACCAGCCAUACAUUCCAGCUGAACUCUUACCACGUGAAAACAGAGUCAGAAUCCAGAUUGAUGAAAACAAGGAUGAAGAUCAAAAGGAGCAAACUGAAUUUUUAAACACAAGUUCUGUAGAAGUCUCAGAAGCUCAAAGUAGCCAAGAACCCUUAGAAGGAACUGAAAAUGAAUCCCUGGAUAACUAAAAGAAAAAUGCAGGCCAAGAAUUACAUUGUUUGGAAACAAGAUAUGAUGUAGCAGGGGGUUACAGAUGUCUACACUUGGGAAAAAUACUGAGAUGAGAGAUUAAAUGAGUUUUAGAAUAUAACAAGAGGUAACUACAUGAGUGGCAACAUUAAUGAAUUGUCAAAAGGAACCUAUUUUCCAUCUGUACUGACCUACUCUUUCAUUAUUUCAUUUCUAAGUAGUAGCGUAAUAUUCAUUUUCAAAUUAAUUACAUGUAUAUUUUGAAACAAAAAUAUAAUAAAUUGUGUAAUAUAGUUGAGUCUGUUGCCUAGACUUUCAUUAACUAAGAGCUGUAGAACAUGCAAAUCAAGAUUCACAUAAUAUUUGAAGGACCCUUAGUAAUUCUUUUUUAAGUGUCAAUUAAGAACCUCCCCAUAUCCACUCAUUGAUCAUUUUAAAUCUCUUACUGUCUGUCCCUUUUGAAUAUUUUGUAAACAGCAGUUAGGGUAUAAGCAUCCUUCUGAAAGUCU